AUGUCGACGUUGAAUAUCACCGAACAUGUAACCGAGAUGCAGCUCCAAGGAGAGCCGCAGGUGGCACUGCCGAACCCCCGCUCCUUGCUCUCGAUUUCUCGUCAGCCUCAAAGCCUUUCCAUGACGAGUGUUACGGGACAUUUCACAGACAUGCGCCUCUCUAAAGAGCCGUCAUCAGUGCAACAAGCACCUCGAUCCCUACUUUCUAUCUCUUGGAUGCCUCAAAACCUUUCGAUGACUAGCGUUAUGGGCCAUUUUGACGACAUGCGACUAUUGGACAAGGCACCCAUCGCACCCCUUCAAUGCGAAGACACCGGGUUAUCCAGUUCUGAGGUUCAAAAGAAAUCUCCAACGCAACUUGUCCUUCGAUGUAGCAAGGCGGGGUAUCAGUGUGAUUGGCACUUCUUUUACCGAUAUGGGACACCUUGGUCUGUUCUCUCACGCAUUAUCUGGGGGCACCACCAUUUCUGUCCCAUGCCACCUCCUGAUUCGCAGCCCCAUCCAUCAACCACUUACUCUCCCAGAAAGACCCGUUUUAUGGCCAAGUCACGAACAUCUGACACCCAGAAAAAGGUGCGCGCAGCCAAGUCUAGCAAGAAGGAGUUGAAAGAAGGACCUGUCGAAGAUCCCGUACAAACCCUCCCGCGUCUUCGGCCUCUGUCUGUUUGUCCAAUAUUUCCAGAAUAUGAACUCCCCGGCAACCAGGAAAUAGACGAGAAUAUGGAUCCCCAGGAAGAAGAACGAAAAGCUAAGGAAUACGAGGCUCUAUUCCGGCCUCAUUGUGGUGGCCCGCCGUAUAUUCUGGAUGUAGGCGUGUACGAUACCGAGGACUGUUUUGAGGCUUCUCAUCAAAGCACGAGUACCGAUCCGAAGCUACUGAUACAGGAAUUCCCGUUGAGGCCAGCGAUUUGGUAA
Molecule: messenger RNA, 915 nt
Organism: Desarmillaria tabescens
Lineage: Eukaryota; Fungi; Basidiomycota; Agaricomycetes; Agaricales; Physalacriaceae
Exons: 3
Coding region: 1-915 (304 amino acids)
Source: RefSeq, a predicted model, not a curated record